AUGUGGACGGGACGUGAUUUGAUAGUUCAUUUCAAUGAUAAUGUAAAAAAAAAAAUUCGUAUGUCGAUCGGGAUCUUCGCUCUCUCAGCAGGCUGUAUCCCUCCACAAACUGCAGGUCGGUAUCAGUGAUUUACAGACUUGAGUUGGCGGCGCAGUGUCAUUUCUCAGCAACUUUUUGGAAUAUAGGACGCGGGGUUUUGGUCGGCUUUUUCCACAUGUUUCCGUUUGGAUUCGUCUGACCUUUUUCUCACCGAAUAGGAGUCAGAGGACGUGGUCUCGCACAGAGCUGAGAGUGAUUUGCUCAAGGAAACUUCAGCAGGAUGAAUGAAUCAUGAACCAUUAUAACAGUUUUCACAUUUCUUUGGUGGACUCGAGGAGGCGGUGGGCAGCUGGUCCCCGGUAGAUUUUUCCAAAAGAGUGUCAAGACGAGGUCAGCGCGGAUGGGACUUAUAAGACUUCAGAAAGGGCCUGGUUGGGAAAGGGAGUGAGUAUGGACAACCUUCCUGACUUUGGUGGCCCCUGUCCAUCCACCCGCAGGGAAUGGGACACCAACAGCUGCGUGGAAGAUUUAAUGGAUGAAGAUGAGAAAGACAGGGCUAAAAGGGCAUCUCGCAACAAAUCGGAAAAAAAAAGAAGAGACCAAUUCAAUGUGCUCAUCAAGGAGCUAUGCACCAUGCUGCAGGGUCAGGGCCAUCCACGCAAGAUGGACAAAUCCACCAUACUGCAGAGAACAAUUGACUUCCUGCAGAAACAGAAAGACAUUACUGCUCAGAAUGAAACUUGUGAUGUAAGACAAGACUGGAAGCCUUCGUUCCUCAGUAAUGAGGAGUUCACUCAGCUAAUGCUGGAGGCCUUAGAUGGUUUCUUGGUGGCAUUAACAACAGAUGGCAACAUCAUCUACGUUUCUGACAGCGUGUCUUCGCUUAUUGGCCAUUUACCGUCAGAUAUGGUGGACCAAAAUAUCUUGAAUUUCCUGCCAGAGCGGGAACACGGCGAGGUGUAUAAGCUGCUAUCAUCCCACAUGCUGAUGACUGACCCCAUUGCUGCUGACUUCCUGGACAGUGAGGCACAUAUUGAAUUUUGCUGUCAUCUAGCCAGAGGUAACAUUGACCCAAAGGAGCCGCCUGUGUAUGAGUAUGUCAAGUUUGUUGGAGAUUUCAAGUUUCAUAACAAUGUGCCUACAUCUUCUUGUAACGGACUUGAAUUGACGUUACCAAGAACCCUGCAGUCGUCGCUGGAGGAGCAGGUCUGCCUCAUUGCUACUGUACGAUUAGUCACUCCACAGUUUCUAAAGGAUUUAUGUAAUGUGGAAGAUCCUUGUGAUGAAUUCACAUCCAGACACAGCCUUGAAUGGAAGUUUCUGUUCCUAGAUCACAGAGCUUCACCAAUCAUAGGCUAUUUACCCUUUGAGGUUCUUGGAACUUCAGGCUAUGAUUACUAUCAUGUGGACGACCUGGAGCUCAUAGCUCAGUGCCACAAGCAGUUAAUGCAGUUUGGAAAGGGUAAAUCCUGCUACUAUCGCUUCCUGACCAAAGGUCAGCAGUGGAUAUGGUUGCAGACUCACUACUACAUCACUUACCACCAGUGGAACUCCAAACCUGAGUUCAUUGUCUGCACUCACACUGUUGUCAGUUACGCUGAGGUGAGAGCAGAAAGGAGGAGAGCGUUCGGCUUUGAGGAGCUGUCACCACCAGAGAUCGCUCCAUCGUCAGUGAAGGCUCAGGAGCUGUACUUGGACAUCUGCUCCACUCUAGACCCUCCACGGGACAGAACCAGCGGCGCACAUUCGGUAUCCUCCCACAGCUCCCGGAAGUCCUCCCACACAGCGCUGUCAGACUCUGCAUCAGCUAACUCCUACACAGAGGCCUGCACACCGUCAUGGCAGUCGGCUUCCAUCGGGACAGACAAGACAUCUGCCAGACUCCAGCCUAGUGGUUCAAAGAAUUUGGCACAAAGACAAAACUCCUUUGACCUCGUUCCCCAAAUGAGCCUCCCUCUCUCUCCUACCUGCAGCAAGCACUCCGCAAUGCAACAGCAAACACAGCAGCAGCAGCAACAGCAGCAGCCGUCGUCAUCGUCCAUGUAUCAGCUGCAGCAGCCUCAGCUCUGUGUAAUGAACCAGCUGAAGGAGCAGCUGGAGGAGAGGACGCGCAUUCUGCAAGCUGACAUUAAGACGCAGCAGCAGGAGCUCCACGACAUUAAGGAGAAGCUUCACCUCGCUAAUCUCCAGAUGUUGUUACAGCAGCCUGUCCACAAUGACUUUGCCCCGGCCCAGCAGCAGCCCCAGCAGCAGAGCUCAAGCAGGCCAGCUCAGCAGAGCCAGUCAGGCGUGAUCAGGCAGCACUCGGGUCACCCUAAACCAGCGUCCUGUGGUCCUCACAGUUCAUCCCCUCACCCACUCCUGAGAGAGAGCAGCUCACCCUCCACACAGGUCCAGCAGAGAAUUUCACGGAGCGGGCAGCCACAGUCAGUUAGCGUGCCCGUGCAGACCAACACGAGCGUAACGAUGCCCUUCUACAGCAACCCCAUGAUGUUCUCUCAGACCAACACCAGGUCUCUGCAGGAUGCAAACCAAAGACACACAGACAGCGAGUUCAGCCAGGAUGGACAACUACGCAUGCUCCUCAACCAGCCGAUGCAGACGCUGGUUCCCACAAGCAGUGUCACCACGCAGCCUUCCCAGUGCAACAUGGGCCUCUCCCAAACCAUAUACACGCUGGAGCAGCAGAUCAUCACCCCAUCGUUCUCCAUGCAACAGGUCAACUGUAAUGCUGUCCUUGUGCCCUCCCCGGUCUUCACAUCACCCAUAAUGAUCCCUCACAAUAGUUUCAUCUCAAACAACCAGUCCCAGUCGGUCUACCACACCCAGCCUCAGGCUUCCCAGCACUCCCUGCAGCUGCAGCAGCCCCAGCAGUUCUUUCAGAUGACUCAAGGACUUGUUCAUGGUGGAUCUACUCCAGCGUUCUUACAUACUGCUAAUGUCCCGCAUCAAAACACUGUAGGAUACAUCCAGCAACAGCCCCAGACACAGCAAGCACCACAAGCACAACAGCAACAGGCGCAACAGCAGCAGAGGCAAUACCAACAUUCCCAAAAUCAGACUGGCAGUGUUUCAGACUUCCGACAUUUGCUGACUCGGUAGCACUGAGGAUGGUGUAAGAGCAUGGAGAUCUCCCUCUGUGCCGCCGUCGUGUAGUCGGCGGCACUUUGAGGCAUUUGGAAUUAAACUUGAUGUCAAGUUCAGCAGCGGAAAUGCUCAGGAGAGGGAUAUAGCUUCUAGUGACCUUACUCUAAAUGUGAAGCUGCCCCUCUUCAGAAGAGGCCGAGGACUGCGAGCAGAGGCUGCACAGGCCUGAGGCCACCUGCAGGACCCGAGGAGAGUCUACGGUGCCAGGCCUUCACCCUACGGGCCACAUUGCUCUCAGACGGAGGAGCUGCUGGAACGAGUGGAUUAUCAAAGCUCUCAAGAAGACGCCACUUUUCACCUUAGGAGAGUUUCAAGUGUCUGUUUGCACUUUGACACUGCCCCGACCUAAAAAAAAACUAUAUUUAUUUUUGCCCACAAGUCAAUGCUCUAUUUUCUUCACGACUAAUCGCUCAACAGUGAGAUUAUUUUUCAAACCUUCUGCUUGACAAAGCCUCAGUGACAUCAGAUCAUGUGAAUUUUUGCUCCAGUGGAAAUGGUUUAUCUCAUGAUGGGAUUAUGUACCUAAUAACUCACAUCAUCAUGUAUUUCCCUCUGCAGACAACGCACAGCUCUCGGUUUGACACAACACGAUGUUUUAUUUCCUGCUGUUUUUCACAAAAAGUCACUAAAGAAGGGCUUUAUUGUAAUCAUGCAUUUGUGAGAUGACUGCCAUUUCUAAAUUCAGGUUGGGUAUGAAUUUAACAACACAGGAAACUAAGGGCAGGUGGUUAUAUUCUUAAAUUUUCAGAAAGGUCUAUCUAGAUUUUUAAAGCCUCAAUCUGCGUGUGUAGAAGCAGAGCGCUGAAGUCCUGCUACGAGGGGCCUUGUGAUGAGCUCUGAGUCAAAAAGUGACAAACAAGCGAACAGAGGGGGAAAUAUUUGUGCCUUUAACUGUGGUAUGUUCACGGUGCAGUUCGAUAGUUGGUCUGAUUACGGCUUUAAAAAUCCAGCUCAGGUCCAUUUGGAAUACAAAGUUCUAUUUUCAUAGGUCAUAAUUUAUUAUUCAUCAGAGCUAAUCAAGACAUCUAGAUUUAUAAAAGGUUAACGAUUAUUUAUUGGAUGCUUCUUGUGACAGUAAUAAACAGAAAAAUUGCAUUUACUAAAACCAUCAUAAAAUCAUUUCAUCCUUAUUUAUCAUAUUUGAAAACAAAUAUAUGUGGGAUUAAGAAACUAGUUUUAUACUCAAGAGAUGAUUUUAGAUGUUCAUGUAGAAAUACAUGUCAGAGCCCAGCUGGGUUAAUGGGGAUGAUUUUUUACACUGGUGAUAGUAGUUUUAAUACCACACAACAACAAACUGCUUGGUGAUUUGAAUUUCUAGGAAACAGUGAAAAAAAGGAUUCUGCUGCCUGGAUAUUUUCAAACCAGCAUGUUAUACCACUCUGGUCAUCUGAUUGGUCUCUGUAUUUGAAAGGUUAAAAAGUCAUGACAUGUCAAUCAGAAUCAUGAACUAGAGAAAAGUUCAUCGCUCCCUACUAUGAAUGUCAUCUCGCCCGAAAACAAAAUGUAAUUGUUAUGGAUUAUGUUUAGUUUUUUCACUUCUGAAUCAAAUAAAAAUAUCAUUUAACUGUAGGCAAAAUGACAAUCUUUAAGUUUCAAAUUAACAAUCAAUAAUCAAAUCGCCCCCUUUAAAGAUAUUACAAAUGCGUUCUUUACAUAAUGAAACUGAUAGAUUACAACAUCCGGGGAUGCUGUUUAUUGUCAGUGUGAUCAAGCAAGGCUUGCUGGGAGAUGUAAAGUUGCUAAGAAGCUCCAGCCACUCUAGCACUCUCAUCUCGAACUGCCCUUUAAAUAUAAAGAAGCUUUUGUUCUCCUUAAUAGCUCAUAUUAUAAAGCUGCACUGUUUAUUCUUUAAACCGUUGGUUCUCAACUGGUGGGCCAGGACGCAAAAGGGGGUCACAAAUGGUACUCCAUUAUGUUGAGCUGUUUGGUUCUACUUGGUUUGACUCAGCAUGGCAGUCCAGCUGCACAUCAGUAAGCAUCCUUUUGUUCCACCAGAAAAGGAAGAAACACUGUUUGGUUUAGCCAUCCACUCACAUUAUGCCUGUCCAUCCUGUUGUCCUGGAAGUAUGUCAAAGUUUGGUGCAGCGGUUGCUACUUAAACACAUCUGCGAGGUGAUGAACCGCUGUGACAUCACCAUGACACCCUUGGAGGCAGGGCAGGCAUGCUUGGGCAAUGCUCCAGAGCAGGAAAAGUAAAUCGGCAUGGCUUGAUUUGGAAUGGCACAAACAUAAGUCAUCAUGGAAAUGCCCCAAAAGCCAUUUUCAGCAACCUAACACCAGAUAGACUAAUUCAUAAAUCCAUUGCAUGAGAUAUAUUUGACAUCCAUCUUGGCAACCGCCCAUAGAAAGUGUUUGGGAAGGGCAAAAUAACUGCCGUGUUCUGUCAGUUACACUCAUUAUGGACCAAUCAGAGUGACAGGACAAGACAAAGUGGGCAUGUGCAGCUCCAGAGAGUAAAUUUCAAAUGUGAGCUUGACAGGCAGGUGCCAUUUGAGGAGAAGAAUAGUAAUAUCUUCUCUGCAACUUUCAGUGCAGUUCUUUGCUCUUCUUCAAAUAGAGAAAUGUCACGUUUUUAUUUAAAAAUUGCCUCUAUAGCUACAUCCAAGCUGAGCUAAUGUAUACAGACUUAACCCCACCUGUAGUUACGGCCUUGUUCUCCUCAAAUGACACUGAGUGGUCCAGCAGUUUUCAGACUGAGCACCAACAUUUCAGAUUGAAGCUUUGCAAGAUGGAUCCUCCAAAUGACGGACAUGGAAUCUGGCUAGAUCAUCUGUAUCGAUACCUGCAUCGGCAAGGUGCGCGUGAUGAUAUAUUGCCAUAUUUUUUGAGCACAGGCCUAAUAUGAAGUCCAUGAUUCGCUUUUAUUUGGAAGGCAAUGUCCUCAUCUCUGCUCGGUUACAUUUUUUAUUCCACCUCAAGUCCUAUAACUGCUGAUAUUUUUCAAUUAAAAGACAUUUGGUCUUGAUCGAAAAGUUCAGGAAUUUUGGGCCAAGACUUAUUUUCAAGGAGGUGGUGGGUCCUGACGCUAAACCAGUUGAGAACCACAGCUUUAAACAAUGUAGUCAGCGUGAUUGUGAAAGAAUGGCUGCAGUGCAUUGUGGGAGCUUGGUUAGCGUUUAGAUGAUAUUGAGAAGAAAUUCACACUGAAGAGUAACACAUAAAAAGCAGUUCUUUUUUACUGAUGACAAUCUUGUGACAGUAAAUGUGCCAGAAUCUGAGUUAAAUAUUUAAACUUUUAAGAUUAAAAUUUAAUUUGUUUCCCUGUUAGCUCAGCAGGAAAAAACUGUUUCCUGAAAUUCUCACUUUGGAACUCGUGCUACACUUUAUAAAAAGCCACGUCGGCUCCGUCACAGCCCCCCUCCCCCCUUCAUGAGACUGGUGCUGCUCAGCACGGACGACAGGACCGGGCUGUCACAAAACUUUCAACAUGAACGUUCAGUGCCGUUUUAAACUUUCCUAUGUGCAAUGUUGAUUUGAAAAAGAAGAAUGUUAAUUUAUACUGUUGAAAAUGUCUCAGAACAGUUGUACGAUGUAUAUAGAGGUGUAUAAUAAGCCAUUGUACCAUGUAAAUUAUAUGGAAGUAUUUUUUUAAUGAAAAUGUCCUAACAUUCCUUCAUACAUUGAUAUCAGCAGUAUCUUUCUUAGGGUACAAGCAGUGGAAACGAUGGCUUGAUGGUGACACAGGACUUUGUAUUUCUUAAACAUAAAUCACAGGAACUCUGUAGAAAAACAUUCAGACAUUCACCAUGAUCAUUAAAAGAGAUUAAAUGAAGAAUUUAAAUCUUUCUGUCCUUGUGGAGCAGAAUUUCAGACACAUGUAGAGUUCACAGGAGGGUGUGUUUGCUGCUACAGAAGUCAAAUAUUUUCUCUUUUUCAGUUGAAUGCUUUUUAGUUUUAGCUUUUAAUAAAAAGUGCAAUUUUACAUCAUUCAAACUAUAUUUUUAGACAUCAGAGAGAAGCAUCAGCCUGCAUUUAUGUAUUUUUACACAUCCACUCUCGGUAUAGCAAAAGUAGUGUCAGUAAGGCUCAGCCAGCAACUCCGAGGUGCCAUAGAGACUAUAUUUAUACUUUUCCUGACCUUAUAGAUGGAAAAUAAAUCAUCUGACCAUUCAGUUCACUGCAGUAAAGUUUCACAUGAAGAAUGGUUUUCAUCACAACACAUAAAGAUCUUUGUGUGCAGAUCAGCCUGCUAUCACUCUGUUAUCUUGCCUUGAAAAGGAGGUUGAGGGAGAUUCUUCUCAUUAAACUCAUGUGGAGAUGGUUCAUGCAUUGUGUUCUAGUUGUGUGUGAAGUCCUAAAUUAUUUUGUUUCAGACAAAUCCCCUAGUUCUUCACCAGAUGUUCCGAUGUGACAUUGUUUCUUUUAUGUGUGUAUUCUUGUAAAUAAUCCACCUGCUCAGUCGGUACUUGUUUUCUUUGUAGUCGCUGCACCUUUCUCCCCUAUGUUCAUCCUUCAGAACGCUUUUCUUCUUCUUCUCUUUCACAGGCUUUUUCAUGGAGUGUUUUUGAAGGCAUGUGAUUUGAUUCACAUAUAACUUUUCUGAUUUGUAAAAAAAAAAAAAAAAAAACAUUGACUGACACCUUAACUGUGAGGGUGGGCAGUCAGAUCUAUGCUUUCUGUGUGAGACGUGAACCAGGACAUGAACAAAAACCAACCUGGCUCGCCGCCAUUUCUACAGUUUCAAUGCAGAAACAACAUUGAAUAUAUUGUAUAAUAGAAUGUAAAAAAAAAGUUUAGACUAUAUAGUUGUUUAUUUUCUAUGUCUAAUAGAUUACAUAUGUAUGUUACAUGAUUUUAAAAUUAAAGUAAUUUUGUAACAGAUAAUGAAGUGUCUUAUUAGAGGAGGUGAGGAUCUUUUUUGUUGUUUUUUUGCGUUGGAGUUGGUGUUGCACAGUCACUUGUAUGGUUUGUUUUUCUUUCUGUAUUUACCAUCAAAAUAAGCUUUAAAAAUAUCGUUAAUAUUGUUUAAAAAAUUAACAAAUUAAGUUUACAUCCUAAAAUAUCUUGAUAUUAAUUAUGUUAUAUUGAAUUAUUUAUAAAUC
Molecule: messenger RNA, 8229 nt
Organism: Cheilinus undulatus (humphead wrasse)
Lineage: Eukaryota; Metazoa; Chordata; Actinopteri; Labriformes; Labridae
Gene: npas2
Product: neuronal PAS domain protein 2
Exons: 23
Coding region: 491-3142 (883 amino acids)
Biological process (GO): regulation of transcription by RNA polymerase II; circadian regulation of gene expression
Cellular component (GO): cytoplasm; nucleus; CLOCK-BMAL transcription complex
Molecular function (GO): RNA polymerase II cis-regulatory region sequence-specific DNA binding; protein dimerization activity; DNA-binding transcription factor activity, RNA polymerase II-specific
Source: RefSeq, a predicted model, not a curated record